This is a messenger RNA of Chara braunii, 1086 nucleotides long. Lineage: Eukaryota; Viridiplantae; Streptophyta; Charophyceae; Charales; Characeae. The record is from the annotation of a GenBank genome assembly.
GCCGAACCACGGGACAAACAAAAUGACCCGAAAGUAACCCAUCCCCCGGUGACGGAGGAAGUCCGAAAUGACUUGAGUGAUACUGAUAUGGGGGAUGCUGAAGACGACAAGGAAAUGAAGGCAGACGAGAAAGAAAACCCUUCCAAAAAGUUGGACAAGUCGGAUAGGGAUUUGGAGUUGAUAAGUGACGAUGAGGAUGAGGACUCCGAGGAGGAGGAGGAGGAAGAGGAGGAGGAGGAUGAAGAAGAAGAAACAGAGGAAGAGGAGGAUGAGGAGCCAGAAGAAGAAGAGGAGUCCCCCUUGAUGAGAAAGAAGGGAAAGGAAAAGGGUGAAGGGAAAAAAAACGCGAAUAAGAAAAGGGAAGAGGAGGAAGGAAAGGGAAAAGAGGGAAUGGAUGAAGAUGAGGAAGAAGAGGAGGAAGAUGAAGAAGAAGAGGAUGAGGAUAGCGAGAAUGACGAUAUGGAAGAUGAGGAGGACGAAGAUGAGGGGGAGAAGAAUGGAAGGGAAGAAAAGGACCAAAGUGAGGAUGAGGAGGAGGAUCCUAGCCCGUCAACAAAGGGAGACGAGAAGGAAGGGAAAAUGGAUAGGGGAAAAGAAUUGGACGACGGGAAGGGAGAUAGUGAAGAGGAAUCAGUGAAGGGGACGGAACCCCCCCCGGGGAAAAAGGGGAAAGCAGAGAAGAGGGGUCAGCCGAGGAAAGGAACCCCAAAGAGGCCCGCAAAACGUCAGAACAAGCGAGCUCCCCGAAGAAGACAACUCGCCGUUUAGAGUUUGGAACUACAGAGGAGACUCGCGAAUUUACAGGGACGAUUAAAAUGAUCAAAAUGAACGAUCUGCUAUCCCAUACGUCGAUAUUGCAAGAAACCCUCUCAUCUCCACCUGCUAAUUUUGUGGUUUAUAAUACCCAGGUUUAUGCUCACGAGAAGGUAGGGGAGAUAGAACACGGAGAGGACCUUCCCCUUGAGUCCCCAGGCCCACCUCCCGUAGUAGAGGAGGAGGAACAGGGUGGACUCGGAGGAAUCUCCCUAGGGAGAAGCUCGGAGCCCAAUGAGGGUAGGAAUGUCCCAACAAAGACUACACAGAAAG